Ailuropoda melanoleuca (giant panda) is the source of this 713-nucleotide messenger RNA. RefSeq names its product retinal dehydrogenase 1-like. The record is from RefSeq and is a predicted model, not a curated record. The transcript is spliced from 4 exons. NCBI's taxonomy places the organism in Eukaryota, Metazoa, Chordata, Mammalia, Carnivora, Ursidae. Gene Ontology annotation, molecular function: oxidoreductase activity. The coding region runs from base 27 to 620 and encodes 197 amino acids.
UUGAGGUUUGAUUUCCUUCGCAGACAAUGGAGUCAAUGAAUGGUGGAAAACUAUUCUCCAGUUCAUAUCUGAUGGAUUUGGGAGGAUGCAUCACAGUGUUACGUUACUGUGCAGGGUGGGCUGACAAGAUCCAAGGCCGCACCAUACCCAUCGAUGGAAACUUUUUUACUUACACAAGACAUGAGCCUGUUGGUGUAUGUGGCCAAAUCAUUCCUUGGAAUUUCCCGCUGGUCAUGCUCAUUUGGAAGAUAGGGCCUGCCCUUACCUGUGGAAAUACAGUGGUUGUAAAGCCUGCAGAGCAAACUCCUCUCACUGCUCUUCAUGUGGCAUCUUUAAUCCAAGAGGCAGGUUUCCCUCCCGGAGUAGUGAACGUUGUCCCUGGUUACGGGCCUACUGCUGGGGCGGCCAUUUCUUCCCACAUGGAUAUAGACAAAGUGGCCUUCACGGGAUCUACAGAGGUAAUAGCACUUACGCAGGCCAGUCAUGCAGAAUGUCUGCAUCUCCAGGUGUCAGAAACAUGUUCUGUGUCACUGUUUUUAGGCCAACGUUUCUCUAAAACAAAAGUUCUUUUUAAUGAUUUGUUCCUUAUUCAAGCCUUCGCACAUGUUUAUAGAACAUAAGCAGCCGUGCUUGAGAUGAAGCCCGGUACCUGUCAUGCACUCGGCCUGCAGGAAACUGUGUUCAGUGUGUUCAUUACUUUCCCUGACAAGAAA